AUGGAUUCUCAACCUCCGGCGACGGGCUCCACCGGCCGGAGUGCCGUUGAAGCCUCGCAACCUCAACCACCAAAACCAGCCCCUCCUCUCCCUCCACCUUCCACAUCAUCAACCCCUCCUAUCUCAGCCCCACCACAUACUUCCCCAAACCCUAACCCUAACCCUAGCCCAAACCCAACACAAGCCCCGAACCCCAAACCCGCCACUACCACGCCUCCCCAAUCUCGCCCUCCUCAAUCUUUCAACCGCUCUUUGCCUCCGUCGCAGCCGCAGUUCCCGCACUUCACUUCCGCUUCUCCGCCGCCCUCCGCUCCCGGCGGCCCCGCAGCGCCGAGAGGUGGCAUGGCAAUCGGUGUACCCGCGCACCACCAGAGCCCCUCCCCUCCGUUUUCGUCAUCCUUUGGUCAACACUUUGGUGGGCUGGGCCGAACCGGAGUCAGUGUUGCUGAAUCUACCUCCAAUUCAAGCACCUCUCAAGUGAGAACACCCGUGCAAGGAAUGGGGAUGUUAGGGUCUCAAAUGAGGCCUGGGGGAAUCGCUGCUCAUCAACAGAGGCCCGUGCAAUCGUCUCUUAGACCUCCUUCGUCUGCCCCGAAUAAUCAACCCGGUGGUUCACAAGGAUCCUUGAAUGCACUUCAGACUUCCAAAAUGGCAGGUUUCGGUUCUGCAUGGAGGAAGGGUGUUCUCCCUAGUUUACGGGUGAGCUUCCAAGGUCAUGGAAUUAUGAGACCCUCAUCAGUGGGUUCACCUGCGACUCCAUCUCAAGGUUCAUCACAAAGUGUGCAGUCACUUAAUCAGCCAUGGUUAUCAUCUGGGUCACAAGGGAAGCCUCCUUUGCCAUCCCCGGCUUAUAGACAGCAAUUGAACCCACAAUCCAUUCAGCAGAGAUCACAUAUUCCGCCACAGCAGCAAUCCACACCUUCAUCAUCCCAGCAACAACAGCAGCAACAACAACCGCCUUUGCUGUCUAAUCAAUCACAGGAGCAUUUUGGGCAACCCCCACCAUCCAGGGCUCCUCUUCACCUGCCUCACCAGCAGCAGGUUAUGAGACUACAGGGGCCUGGAAAUCAGAAACCUUCAUCCCUUGUGGCAGCACAAGCCAGUACAGUUCAACCAGGGAGUCAAAGUAGAUUGACAAAUGCAGAUACUGAUGAAUCUUGUAAUAGUAUUCUCAGCAAAAGAAGUAUCCAUGAGCUAGUCAAUCAGGUUUUGAGACCCAGAGAGGAGUUCAAAGCUUCUGUGUUGAAUUCUGCUCCAUUGAUCAUGUCAUGCCUUUUCACAACCAUCUCUGUUCCUACUUUCAAAGCUUCUGUGUUGAAUUCUGCCCCAUUGAUCAUGUCAUGCCUUUUCACAGCCAUCUCUGUUCCUGCCCUCAAAGCUUCUGACCUGAUAUUUUUGGUCUGGUUUGCCUUGGUAGAUCCAUUGGAGAAGCUGGAUCCUGAAGUUGCUGAUAUUCUUGUGGAUAUCGCAGAAAAUUUUCUGGAGUCUAUAAUCAGGUCUGGUUGUUCAUUGGCCAAGCAUAGGAAAUCAACUACUUUGGAAGCGAAGGACAUACUUCUCCAUCUUGAGAAAAAUUGGAACAUGUCACUUCCUGGAUUUGGCGGUGAUGAGAUUAAAAGCUACAGAAGACAGAUUACAAGUGAUAUUCACAAGGAGCGUCUAGCAGCUAUAAAGAAAUCCAUGGCAGCAACUGAGGCGGCACAUGCUAAAGGCUCUGCUGGCCAGGCAUCUGGUAGUGCCAAGGGUAGUGCACACCAGAUGAUUUUCCAUAACCUGAGCAAUGGUCAGAACUUAGAAACAUUGCAGAACCAGAUUAGGGGCGUCAAGGUUAAUGUGAAUCAUCCUGUAUCCAGAAACCGAAAAGAGAAAAGUAAAUGA
This is a messenger RNA of Sphenostylis stenocarpa, 1878 nucleotides long. Lineage: Eukaryota; Viridiplantae; Streptophyta; Magnoliopsida; Fabales; Fabaceae. The record is from the annotation of a GenBank genome assembly.